AUGAACGGAAACAUGUUUGCCGUUUUUGUGGCAAAAGUUUCGCCUAUGCUGGAAGCUUACAGGUAUAUUUUUAUUUUUCUCUUGAAACUUUGCAACUCAUUUUUUCAAAAUUCCAGGUUCAUGUUAGAACGCAUACUGGGGAGCGGCCAUAUCGCUGUAGUUACUGCCCGAAGGCAUUCGCUAGUCAGGGAAAUUUGCAAUCGCAUGAAAGAACGCAUACUGGCGAGAGGCCAUACACUUGUGGUACAUGUGGGCGGAGCUUCAUCCAGGUAUGAUUGGUUGAAAUGA
Messenger RNA from Strongylus vulgaris, 288 nucleotides. The record is from the annotation of a GenBank genome assembly. NCBI's taxonomy places the organism in Eukaryota, Metazoa, Nematoda, Chromadorea, Rhabditida, Strongylidae.